Messenger RNA from Malania oleifera, 1944 nucleotides. RefSeq names its product putative BPI/LBP family protein At1g04970. Bases 137 to 1609 code for a protein of 490 amino acids. The record is from RefSeq and is a predicted model, not a curated record. Gene Ontology annotation, molecular function: lipid binding. Lineage: Eukaryota; Viridiplantae; Streptophyta; Magnoliopsida; Santalales; Ximeniaceae. The transcript is spliced from 6 exons.
ACCCCAUACUCUGUUAUCUUCUUUGAUCUUUUCUUCGUCUCCUCCUCCCUCUCGUCCCCUUCAAAUUUCCCAGUUCCUUCUUCGUCGUUGUCUCCUCCUCCUCCUCCUCCUCCUUUUGAAAAUUCGAAAUUUCCCUAUGUCAUUCAUUGUUUUUCUACUCCUCAUAGCUUCUGCACUAACUCCUUCGCACACCCACCUUUACUCCACCGAUCAAUCCUUCAUAUCUCUGCUGGUAUCCCGCAAGGGUCUUGAUUUUGUCAAGGACUUGCUCAUCUCUGAGGCGGUUUCUUCACUCACUCCGCUCCACUUGCCCCAAAUUCAGAAGACCGUGAAAAUCCCACUUGUUGGAAAUGUUCACAUGGUCCUAUCCAAAAUCACUAUUUACCAGAUCGAUGUUUCUUCAUCUUACAUUGAGCCCGGUGAUGCGGGUCUUUCGAUUAUUGCUUCCGGCACCACCUGCAAUUUGAGCAUGAGUUGGUCUUAUGACUAUCGCACUUGGCUUGUGCCCGUUACGAUUUCGGAUCAUGGAGACGCUUCAGUUCAGGUUGAAGGCAUGGAAGUGGGAAUAACUCUUGGCUUGGAGAACCAAGGAGGAACUCUGAAGCUGUUCCUUAAGGAGUGCGAGUGUUAUAUAAAAAAUAUCUAUAUAAAAUUGGAUGGAGGAGCAUCUUGGCUUUAUCAAGGGUUAGUGGAUGCUUUUGAGGGACAAAUAGGCUCAGCUGUAGAAAAUGCUAUUACCAAGAAUCUUGAAGGGGAAAUUUUAAAGCUUGAUUCCUUUUUCCAAGGACUUCCAAAGGAAAUCCCAGUGGACAAUAUUGCUUCUUUGAAUGUCACUGUUGUCAAUAAUGCUUUAUUGAGUAAUUCUUCCAUCGGAUUUGAGAUCAAUGGGUUAUUCAUAGCAAAUAAGAAGUCUGUAGUUUCCAGCUAUGGCCAUAAGAAUUCAAAUGUUGAAGUUUCUUGUGAAGAUCCCUCUAAGAUGCUAGGCAUUUCAUUAGAUGAGGCUGUUUUUAACUCUGCGUCAUUCUUAUACUUCAAUGCAGAAAUUAUGCAAUGGAUUGUGGAUAAAGUCCCAGACCAAAAUCUUCUAAACACUGCUGGAUGGAGAUUUAUUAUUCCCCAAUUAUACAAGAAGUACCCAGAUGAUGAUAUGAACAUGAAUGUUUCCUUGUCCUCGCCUCCAGUCAUAAAGGUUUCAGAGAAUAAAAUCGAUGCUACCAUGUAUGCAGACUUGAUCAUUGACGUUCUGGAAACUGGUGAAGUAAUACCAGUUGCAUGCAUAUCAUUGGUCAUCCAUGCGUGGGGUUCAGUUAAAAUUCAAAGGAAUAACCUUGUUGGCAAUGUGAAAUUGGAUGACUUCACAAUGUCAUUGAAGUGGAGCAAAAUUGGAAACCUGCGCAUGUAUCUAAUACAGCCAGUGAUGUGGACUAUCAUUGAAACCGUUUUCUUGCCAUAUGCAAACUCACGCCUUGGGAAAGGAUUCCCAUUGCCCAUUAUCCAUGGUUUUACUCUUCAGAAUGCCGAAAUUAGGUGCUCCAAUUCGAAAAUUACGGUUUGCAGUGAUGUGGUAUAUGCAGAAUCAUAUGGGCUUAAUCAGCUUCUCAUUUCCUGAGCAGGCUUGUGCUGGUUUGGGAGAUGGUCUUUGAAAAUUAGUAUUGGGGGGUCGGGAAAGGGAUACCUUUCUCCCUGUGAGACAGUGGGGUUUCAGGUGCAGCCCAGCCAGCUCUUGUUCAGGGCCUCAGGUACGUGUAUCUUGUGUGAAGCCCUACCAUCAAAGGAUUGAUUUGUGCCAUACCAAUGUUCAAGCGGGGCAUUGAAUAUGUAUGUUUGGGAUGUAAAUGUUGUUACUGAAUUUACUUCAUGUAAUUUACACCGUACUUGGGCAUGCAAGUGAUUUAACUGCAUUCCCGUGGACAUUAUAACUUUAUCAGGAUAGAAGAUUCCACA